AUGAACAAUUCUAAGAAAAGACAAUAUGCAUACCUAGCACAACAAUUACAGCAACUACAAACUAACCUACAAACGACGAAAGACGAGAUGAGUGUUCUAUCAUCUCAGUGCAAUAAGAAUAUAGUGGGGCAAUUGGGUAAAAUAAAUGCAUCUUGGUUUGUGGCAUCAAACCGUUGGCUGGAGAACGAAAUUUAUAAGGAGAAAUAA
Messenger RNA from Kazachstania africana CBS 2517, 207 nucleotides. RefSeq names its product Hsk3p (gene HSK3). The record is from RefSeq and is a predicted model, not a curated record. The transcript has a single exon. Gene Ontology annotation, biological process: attachment of spindle microtubules to kinetochore. NCBI's taxonomy places the organism in Eukaryota, Fungi, Ascomycota, Saccharomycetes, Saccharomycetales, Saccharomycetaceae. Bases 1 to 207 code for a protein of 68 amino acids. Gene Ontology annotation, cellular component: DASH complex.